AUGCAGGGCUUCAGUUCAGAGUUCUUGUUUGAGAAAGGACUGAGCAUUCCAGGAAAUUAUGGCUAUGACACGGAAAUCGGUGAGUUUGGUGCUCAACUUUCUGGUGGUCAAAAGCAGCGAAUCGCGAUUGCCAGAGCGAUUGUACGUCGGCCUGUUGUACUUCUUUUGGAUGAAGCGACUGCAGCUUUGGAUAGUGCUAGUGAAAAGGUAGCUGCUCUUCGUUAUUCACAUGUUUCAGUAGCACAUCGAUUGUCUUCAAUAAGAGGUGUGGACAAAAUCUGUGUACUCGUCGAUGGCGCCAUAGUUGAAGAGGGUACCCACGAUGCACUGAUCGCUAAACGUGGCCUGUACUACAACAUGACACAAUCCGCGUAA
Messenger RNA from Haemonchus placei, 375 nucleotides. NCBI's taxonomy places the organism in Eukaryota, Metazoa, Nematoda, Chromadorea, Rhabditida, Trichostrongylidae. The record is from the annotation of a GenBank genome assembly.